AUGGAAAUUUAUCACAAAGAUGGCACGUUUCCUAGGUAUUGCGAUGCGGUACGGAAAUCGCUCGAUCCGAACAAAUUCAACGAGUUUGCCCAGCUGACCAGCAACGAGGAACGGUUCCGGUUUGUCAGCGGGUUACGUUCGAUCGUGGACGAGCUGCAGCUGAAGCGAGAGUACAAUGGGAAGGGUAUGGAACAGGCAGUGGCACUGAAAACGCUCGGCAAUAAGGCGUUUCAGGCGGAACGCUGGAAUGAGGCACUCGUGUUCUACAACAAGUGCUAUCUGUCCACACCGAAAGAAAAUGUUCAAGAAAAAUCCAUCAUACUGGCAAACAGGAGUGCCGCCUUGUACCAUUUGGAAAAGUAUGAUCUCGCGCUGAGAGAUAUUCAGCGUGCCCUGGACAAUCAGUAUCCCAGCCAGAUGAUGUACAAGCUAACGGAACGGAAGGCACGCUGCUAUCUCGCAAAGAAGGAUUACGAGGCUGCAUUGGAAUGCUUCAAAGCAACGGUCACAGCACUGGACGAUUCAAAUCUGCCCCUGGAGCGUAGGCAAAAGCUAGAAUGCGACGCACAGAUCAUGAUCAACGUGCUGCCAAAAAGCGUCGAAACAGAAGCGAAGAACAGGAAGAAGGCUUCCACCAAAGCUGCCCAGCUGGCUAGCCAGUCGGUAAAAGUGCCGGAACAUUUCGUCGAACAAGCACUGUGGUUCGAUGAGACGCCGGACGAGGGUCGGUUCGCGCGUACCAGCGCCGAUCUGAAACCGAACACGAUACUACUGCUGGAACGGCCGCACGUGUCCGCUUUGCUGGAGGACUACAGUUUGGAUCACUGUACGCACUGCCUCAAGCGUGUCUCGGUACCGAUCGCAUGUCCGCUGUGCGCCGACGUAGUGUUCUGUUCCGACGAGUGUGAGGCCAAGGCGAACGGUACCUACCACCGGUACGAGUGCGGUUUCCUCCCGAUACUGUGGGGCUCGGGUGCUUCCAUUACGUGCCACAUGGCGCUGCGCAUGAUCACGCAAAAGUCGGAGGAAUAUUUCGUGAAGCUGAAGCCGGAACUAACCGCACUGACGAAUGAGCAAAUCGAUAAGCUGCCGAUCGAUGACUAUCGCAAGGUGUACAAGCUAGUCACCCAUGAGUCAUCGCGGACGCCGGAAGAUUUCUUUCAGCGCACGCUUAUGGCGACCCUGCUGAACGUAUGCCUUACCCUGGGCGGGUAUGGAAGCUGUCCGCAGGAGCAACACUUCAUCGGUGGUCUGCUGGUGCACAAUCUGCAACUGUUGCAGUUCAACGCACACGAGGUGUCGGAGAUGAUACGCGAAACACCGGACGACAUCGGCAAUUCCACGUUCAUCGGUGGCGGUCUCUAUCCCACGCUGGCCCUUUUCAACCAUUCGUGCGACCCGGGCGUUACACGCUACUAUCGGGGCAACCAGGUGUGUGUGCGGACGGUCAAAAACAUCGCAGCUGGCGCGAUGGUGGCCGAAAACUAUGGACCCCUGUUUACGCAGGUACGUCGCGAUGAGCGGCGCGACACACUGCUCAACCAGUACCGUUUCACGUGUCAGUGUGUGCCGUGUGUGGAGAAUUGGCCACUGUUUACCGAGAUGGAUCCGAGCAUUAUACGGUUCCGAUGCGACGGUGGUAAGAUAUGCUCGAACGUGCUGAAAAUACCGGCCGCGGUAAACGAUUUCAUGGUGAAGUGUACCGAGUGUGGCGAGCAUACGAAUAUCAUGAAGGGAUUGAAAUCGCUCCAGGACACGGAUAUGCUUUUCAAAUCGGCCACACGGUUACAUUCGUCCGGUGAGUAUGAAGCGGCGCUGCGGAAGUACGUCGAAAUGAUGGAAACGAUGAGUGAGGUGCUGGUACCGCCGUACCGGGACUAUCAUCUGUGUCAGCAGGGGCUGCGCGCGUGUAUGCUGGAGUUUGGUAACCGUUUCACCAAGGCGGUAGCAAAAAAGUGAAGACAAACUGGCGCUCGGCGCUGGGGAAGACAAUUUGCUGUACG
Anopheles maculipalpis is the source of this 2003-nucleotide messenger RNA. RefSeq names its product SET and MYND domain-containing protein 4-like. Lineage: Eukaryota; Metazoa; Arthropoda; Insecta; Diptera; Culicidae. Gene Ontology annotation, molecular function: protein binding. Bases 1 to 1959 code for a protein of 652 amino acids. The transcript is spliced from 4 exons. The record is from RefSeq and is a predicted model, not a curated record.